Molecule: messenger RNA, 725 nt
Organism: Mandrillus leucophaeus (drill)
Lineage: Eukaryota; Metazoa; Chordata; Mammalia; Primates; Cercopithecidae
Product: anther-specific proline-rich protein APG
Source: RefSeq, a predicted model, not a curated record
AAGAAGGAUGAGCAGGCUCUCUGCCAUCUGCCCACCGACUUUUCAAGUUACUUUUACCCACCUUCAAAAUUACAUCUGCUUUUAGCAAGAAUUACUGAUGUGAUAAAGAUGGGAGUGUUCACCAUGCAAGGGCAGGGGAUCCCCUGCUGCUCCAGCAUCAGAUUUGGGACGCCCCCCUUGCCCCAACCGAGGGCAUCAGCGACGCCUAGAAGGGGACCACAACACACUCGACAGUAUCCACCGGUCGUGCCCAAGGCAGGAGGAAGGGCGGCGCCCCCAAACUCCCAGGCCGCCUGCAGCACCCUCCCUGCGCCCCUCUCCGCCUCUGGGGAGCAUCCUGCCACCGCCCCAACCCCCCUGCCCCCACGCCAGCCCGCACCUUCUCACUCUUGGCCAGGCGCUCUGGAGACGUCUGAGAGCCAGGGUUUUCCUGAAGAGUCAGGAUUGGAAGGUUGGAAGGCGGACUUCCAUCCAUUGCUGAGCUCCUGACGACAGCAGACGACAGGCCGCACCCUGAUCCCACCUGGUUUACAGGUGCUGUCACACAGGUACACCUUCUUGUGGAUCAUCAGUCACCAUUUGCCCCUGGCAACAACCCUGUCUUGGAGGAAGGUCCUUGCCGACACCCGCCCCUCCCCACCCUUAAGGCUCCCUUGCUCCUUCAUUCAACCAUUGUUUACAUUUCGUUCAGGACUGCUGACUAACACUUUCAAGCACAGCGGACC